This is a messenger RNA of Paramacrobiotus metropolitanus, 2222 nucleotides long. RefSeq names its product G-protein-signaling modulator 2-like. The transcript is spliced from 3 exons. Bases 140 to 1849 code for a protein of 569 amino acids. NCBI's taxonomy places the organism in Eukaryota, Metazoa, Tardigrada, Eutardigrada, Parachela, Macrobiotidae. Gene Ontology annotation, molecular function: protein binding; GTPase regulator activity. The record is from RefSeq and is a predicted model, not a curated record.
GUUUGAUUCUGCGUUCAUUACCGUCCUGCUUGUCACACGUAUAAAAAUCCAUCAUCCUCCAAUGUAAGGCUUCCAGUAUUUCCCUCUUUCUCAGCAUCUUUCUCCCGCAUCAUUCCUCUCCCACAAUUUUCCCCGCAUCAUGACCGAACCGGACGAAUGUCUUUCCCUGGCGCUGAAAGGCGAAUCCCUGUGUCGCGCGGGGGAUUUUCGCUCCGGCGUGCAGGCCUUCCAGGCCGCCCUGCAGAUUGGCACCCAGGAUCUCUCCGUCCUCUCCGCCAUCUACGUACAGCUGGGCAAUGCCUACUUCUACCUGGAGAACUACGACAAGGCCCUGGAGUAUCACACCAAAGAUAUGCGCAUCGCCAGCGAAAUGAAGGACACCCGGGGGGAAGCCAAAGCCUCGGGGAAUAUCGCCAUGACGCUGAAGAGUCUGGGGCAGUUUGAGGCGGCCGUGGCCUGUGGGCAGCGCCAGCUGGAGUUGUACCGCGCGGCCGGGGAUGAUCCGGUGGCGGUGAGUCGGGCGCUGUACAAUCUGGGAAAUAUUCAUUUAGCCAAGGCCAAGGCGGUUAUUGGGGGCGGGGGCGAGUGCUAUGAGGCGCCCCCGGAGGCUCGCGAGCAUCUGGAUCAGGCGGUGGGGUACUAUCUGGAGAACUAUAAUCUCGUCACGGAUUUCGGGGAUCUGGCCGCGCAGGGACGGGUGUGCGGGAAUCUCGGGAGUGCUCAGUAUUUGCUUGGUAAUUUCCCGCAAGCCGUCAUGCACCAUCAAGAACGUCUCGUCCUCGCCCGGGAAUGCCACGACAUCCCGGCGGAACGGCGCGCCUACACCAACCUCGGCAACUGUCACAUCUUCCUGGGGCAGUACGCCCUGGCCGAGCAGUAUUACCUCAAAUCCCUCUCCCUGGUGGACAACGCCCGUGACCCCGCCCUGGAAGCCCAGGCCUGCUACAGCCUGGGCAACACCUACUCCCUCCUCAAUCAGCACGAGAAGGCCAUCGUCUACUACGAGAAACACCACCACAUCGCGCAGGCCCUGCAGGACCGCGUGGGCGAAGGCCGGGCCUGCUGGUCGCUGGGGGCGGCGUACGCGGCGCUGGGGAAGAAGGAGGCGGCGCUGCGCUACGCCACGGAGCACUACCGCAUCGCCCAGGAGCUGGGGGAUGCGGUGGGGGCGGCGUUCGCGCAGGCCAACGUCCAGGAGUACACCGGGCGGAUGGAUGGGCAGCCAGGUUCCCCGGAAGACUUAGCCGCCCGCAUCCGUCGCAUCUCCAUGGAGCACAUGGACCUCCUGCGCCUGUCGCCCGACAUGGCCAAACUGUCCAAAGCCCCCCUCCAGGCCCUCCCGGAAGAGGCACUGACACCACCCUCCACCUCCGCACCCACCGCCGCCGCUCCCCAUCCCCCGCACAGCAACGGCGCUGUCCCGCCGGCCGAGGAAGAGGACCUCCUGGACAUGAUCUGCCGUGCGCAGAGCAAGCGCCUGGACGAUCAGCGCUGCUCCUUCGUGGCCAACAAGGAGAACCACCACCGCAUGGGCAACGGCAGCUCCAAGACGGGCACGGCGCACGCCCAGGUGCGGACCUUCGAGGAUCUGAUGGAUAUGAUCGCCGGGGUGCAGAGUAAACGGCUGGAUGAGCAGCGGGCGGAUCUCCCCAGUCCCCUGACCCCGGUGCCCCGGGAACGCAACACCUCCAUCAGCAAAUCGGUCAGUAUUGCCGAGGAGACGGAUACGGUGCCGGAUGAGCAGUUUUUUGAUAUGCUGAUGCGGGUGCAGGGCGCACGGAUGGGCGAUCAGCGGGCCACGUUGAAUUUUGAUGAGAUGGGCAAGCGCAGCGAGCCCGGGAAGGAAUAACUUCGAUUUUUGGGAAUUUCGGGAAUUUUUUUGUUGGUUCCAUGGGGGAUUUUUUCUCCACUUUCUCCGCUUUAUGCUGAUCUUUUAUUUUGAAAUCUUUAUUGUUUUUUGUAUAGGCGUGUUGGUGUAUUCUGCCAUGUUAUGGUGUCAAAGCGUACUUUUGAGGGAUCGAUUUUGUUGGAUAGUCCUAUUUGUGUAGAUUGGUGUUUUUAUUUUUUAUGCUUUUUAUUGCCGAGUACGCUGUCGAUGUCCUGGAUCUUUUUCUCCACGAUCUUUGUUGGUUUAUAGAAUUUGUAUGUGUUAAGAGCACGGACCCGAUUAUUAAUUGCACUGUAAUGAAGGCGUUAUUAAAUUCAUUAAAUUAAUACACGAA